This is a messenger RNA of Aspergillus tanneri, 393 nucleotides long. RefSeq lists its product as uncharacterized. Gene Ontology annotation, molecular function: chitosanase activity. The transcript has 4 exons. NCBI's taxonomy places the organism in Eukaryota, Fungi, Ascomycota, Eurotiomycetes, Eurotiales, Aspergillaceae. The coding region runs from base 1 to 393 and encodes 130 amino acids. The record is from RefSeq and is a predicted model, not a curated record.
AUGUGGGUCGAUGAUGUGGACAUUGAUUGUGAUGGACUCGAUCACGGCUGCAAGGUUCCCUUUAUUGGCAUCCCCGACGAUUUUAUGUUGGCAAAUAAAGAUGACAUCCGGGAAAACAAUACCCCCGCCGUUAUUUGUGGCGGAAAGGUAUUCUACGAAAUCCUGGGAGACUCAAAUUGUGACGUUCCCCAGGUGACCGGGAAGCAUCCUGACACCCUUUUCACGGGCGAGGAUGCAGUUCUCCCGAGCAGUGCUCUGGGCGAGAACUACAUCACUGAUUUUGACACGUUACGAUCCAUGGGUGAUAGGCUCCUGAAAAACCUAGUGCCCAACCUGGAUGUGUCUGGGAAAGCAGCACCCAGACUACCCCAACCCCAGUCCGUCAGCUCCUAA